This is a messenger RNA of Cebus imitator (Panamanian white-faced capuchin), 2101 nucleotides long. RefSeq names its product macrophage erythroblast attacher, E3 ubiquitin ligase (gene MAEA). Gene Ontology annotation, biological process: proteasome-mediated ubiquitin-dependent protein catabolic process. Lineage: Eukaryota; Metazoa; Chordata; Mammalia; Primates; Cebidae. The record is from RefSeq and is a predicted model, not a curated record. The transcript has 9 exons. Gene Ontology annotation, molecular function: protein binding; ubiquitin-protein transferase activity. Gene Ontology annotation, cellular component: GID complex; nucleus; cytoplasm. The coding region runs from base 57 to 1223 and encodes 388 amino acids.
CCGGCGUGCAGCGCGCCCGCGCAUCCCCCGCCCGCUAAUGUUUUGGCCGCUUCAAGAUGGCGGUGCAGGAGUCGGCGGCUCAGUUGUCCAUGACCCUGAAGGUCCAGGAGUACCCGACCCUCAAGGUGCCCUACGAGACACUGAACAAACGCUUUCGCGCCGCUCAGAAGAACAUUGACCGGGAGACCAGCCACGUCACUAUGGUGGUGGCCGAGCUGGAGAAGACGCUCAGUGGCUGCCCUGCCGUGGACUCUGUGGUCAGCUUGCUGGAUGGUGUGGUAGAGAAGCUCAGCGUCCUUAAGAGGAAGGCGGUGGAGUCCAUCCAGGCCGAAGAUGAGAGUGCCAAGCUGUGCAAGCGCCGGAUCGAGCACCUCAAAGAGCACAGCAGCGACCAGCCCGCGGCGGCCAGCGUGUGGAAGAGGAAGCGCAUGGACCGCAUGAUGGUGGAGCACCUGCUGCGCUGCGGCUACUACAACACGGCUGUCAAGCUGGCGCGCCAGAGCGGCAUUGAGGACCUCGUGAAUAUCGAGAUGUUCCUGACGGCCAAAGAGGUGGAGGAGUCCCUGGAGCGACGUGAGACGGCCACAUGCCUGGCCUGGUGCCAUGACAACAAGUCCCGGCUCCGGAAGAUGAAGAGCUGCCUGGAGUUCAGCCUCAGAAUCCAGGAGUUCAUUGAACUCAUCCGGCAGAAUAAGAGACUGGACGCCGUGAGACAUGCAAGAAAGCACUUCAGCCAAGCAGAAGGGAGCCAGCUGGACGAGGUGCGCCAGGCCAUGGGCAUGCUGGCCUUCCCCCCUGACACGCACAUCUCCCCAUACAAGGACCUCCUGGACCCCGCACGGUGGCGGAUGCUGAUCCAGCAGUUCCGGUAUGACAACUACCGACUACACCAGCUGGGAAACAACUCCGUGUUCACCCUCACCCUGCAGGCCGGCCUCUCCGCCAUCAAGACACCACAGUGCUACAAGGAGGACGGCAGCUCCAAGAGCCCUGAUUGCCCCGUGUGCAGCCGCUCCCUCAACAAGCUGGCUCAGCCCCUGCCCAUGGCCCACUGUGCCAACUCCCGCCUGGUCUGCAAGAUCUCCGGCGAUUUGCUUCUUUUAAUACAUUCCGGUUUUGUUUUUCAGUCUCUGCUUUCUAUCCGUCAAGAUGAUAAAGUCGUUUGCCCGAGAACCAAAGAAGUCUUUCACUUCUCACAAGCCGAGAAGGUGUACAUCAUGUAGGCCCCGCGUCGCCAAGCGCAUGCCUCAGGUCGGCUGCAGCGGGCGGGGAGGCCGCGCCUUCCUCCUGCCCCGCGUCCAGUCGGCCACGGCGCUUCUGUUUCUUGCGACCAAAGAUCAGUGAGCAGCGAUAAAUACUCUUUAGGAAGAGAGGAAAUAAGAUUUAAUAAAUUUGUACUUGAAAACAACAUUUUGAUUGGUAGGAUUUUGUAACAUGUCAACCAUUUGAUGCUUCUGAAAAGUACUUUCAACUUUCGAAGGAAACUUUUCUUUAAAGACUGACCUAAACCCCGAGGGAAACUUUAGAACGUAUCAAAAAUAGGGGUCCAUGGUUUCCCCGUGUUUUUGGUUUCUUCCCUUUUGCGAACGGUGAGACUUGGAGAACGGGCUGGUCCCUCGCCACCUCCCAGCGCCCCUGGCCCGGCCUGGGAAAGGUGGUGGUGACGCUGGACUGAGCUGCAGUGACCCGCAAUGCCGCGCCAUGAGGGACACAUGGCUUCCUUGGAGAGCUGCUGCUGUGGGGGGCUGGCUCUGAGGACGCCUGCCUGCCUUCGGGCGUGUCCGUGGGACUGUCUGCGUCUGUGCGUAGGGUCCAUAUCACAUCCCCGUGUUCCGCCUUACUUCCUGCUUCGAGAAUGUAUAACGUGGAAAUCCACGGGACCAAGUUUCUGCAGAGGCCUUGCCGGAUGGUUCCAUAACUGUAGAGUCAAAUUAAUCGUUCAGUUGAGUACUGGUGACGUUUCAAAGCAAAUGAACCACCGUAGUUUACACAGAACCAUAUCGUAGAAGUUUGUAGUUAGCGCUUAUUUUUGCAUGUUGAUGUUGACUAGCUAAUAAACUGUAAAUGUAAACCAUGGAAUAAAGUGGUUUUCUAUUUCUCA